UUUUUUUUUUGUUAUGCAAGGGAUUCAACAAUAAAUCUUUUUUUUUAUAUAUAUACAUAUUUAUAUUUUUAUAUUUAUUUGUUUAUUUCUUGUACGUAUUUUCUUUUGUUUUUUUUUUUCUCCUUCUAAUAUUUAGUAAUGAUUGACUCUAAAAGAUUAAGUGAAAUAUUUCAAUAUAAACAAAAGGACAAAGUAUUGAAAGGGAGAGUGAUUAAUGUUGUAAAUCAAAUCCCUUUCAACUGUUACAUGACAAAUGAUGACAAUGACAAGGAAAUGAUAGAAAGGCUGAACCAUCUUCAGUUACAAAAAAGGAAGGAGACGAGUGAUAAUGACAACAAUACGACUCCUAUUUCACAUCUCGAAAGAAGAAGACGUUCGACAAUUAUUGCUCUUGGUCAAACAAACGUUUGGCAACUAAAGACUCGAAGAGGUCACUCAGCCAUGUACGCUGCUAUUGAUUCUGUGAAAAAGAAUCACAAGACACUUUAUAUUGGAGGAACAGGUGCUGUCUUAUCACAACACGUAAAACAACCUAUCGAAUCAAAUUUAAUUUCGGAUAGCGAUAAAGAAUCCUUAAAGCAUCUUUUGUUAACACGCCAUGAUAUGAUUCCCAUCUUUAUUGAUGAUAAAUUAUCCUACGGUCAUUAUGAAGGUUACAGUAAACAAGUUCUUUGGCCAUUAAUGCAUUACGUAAUGUGGUCUGAUAAAGUCAAUGAACUCUCCUUUUGGGAAGAUUAUGUCAAAGUAAAUCAAAUUUUUGCUGAUGAAGCCAUUAGAAAUUAUCAAGAAGGGGAUAUAAUUUGGGUUCAUGAUUAUCAUUUAAUGCUUGUUCCUCAAAUGAUUCGAAAUGCUUUACCAGAUGCUCCUGUAGGCCUUUUUGUUCAUACCCCUUUUCCUAGUUCAGAACUCUUUAGAUGUUUACCACAUCGUAAAGAGGUUUUACAGGGUAUGUUGGGUGCUAAUGUUGUUGCUUUUCAAACUUACAACUACGCACGACAUUUUGCAUCUAAUUGUAUUCGAGUCCUGGGUUAUGAAUAUACCCCCUCAGGUAUCCUUGGUAAUGGUACCUUAAUUCAAGUCGAGGUUCAUUCGAUAGGUAUUGACGUUGAAAGAACACGUCAACAUUGUCGUAGUCCCGGUGUAGCACCAAAGGCAAAAGCGAUUCGUGAAAGAUACGCUGGUAAAAAGAUCAUUGUCGGUCGCGACAAACUUGAUCCCGUUAAGGGUGUCUAUCAAAAGCUGGAAGCCUUUGAGUCCUUUCUAGAUAAUUAUCCUGAAUGGCGUGAAAGGGUAGUCUUGAUCCAGGUCACGUCACCUGGUGUGCUUAGUUCACCUGAGUUGGAAAAUAAGAUCACUGAGAUCGUGGCUCGUAUUAACUCCAAGCAUGGUUCCUUAGAGUUUACCCCAGCUAAUUUGUUUAAUCAACAUAUUGAUCGCGAUGAAUAUUACGCCUUAUUAGAGGUCGCAGAUAUCGGUUUAGUAACACCCAUUAUUGAUGGCAUGAAUACGGCCAGUUUUGAAUUCUUGGUUGCACAAGAGGAACGUCAUAGUCCACUUAUUUUAUCUGAAUUUACGGGAACUGCCAAUAGUAUGAGUGCUGCUUGUAUUGUGAAUCCAUGGGAUUGUAAAGAAGUCGCUCGUGCUAUUGCAGAAUGUUUAUCCAUGAAUGAAGAAGAAAAGGUCAUCAAGUAUAAGCAACUGCAUCAAUUUGUUAACUCACAUACAGCAGCUUAUUGGGCUGAAUCAUUAAUCAAAUCAUUAUCCAAUAUUCCUAAAAGUAACUUGGGAAUAACAACUUCACUUGAUUCAUCAAGAGUCAAAAUUGAAUAUCAAAAUAAGCUUAAACGUGCUUUCUUUUUUGAUUAUGAUGGCACAUUAGUUUCUAUUCGUACUGAUCCUGAUGAUGCAUCACCACCUCAAAACGUCAUUGAUGUAUUAACAACUAUUGCAAAGGAUCCUAAUAAUAUUGUAUGGGUUAUUUCUGGUAGAAGACUGGAAUAUCUUGAAAAGUGGUUGGGAGAUAUUCCUAAUUUGGGAUUAGCUAGUGAACAUGGAUGUUUUAUCAGAGAUCCUAAUAGCAAAACGUGGGUUAGUCUCUUGGAAGAUGUUGAUAUGUCAUGGAAGGAUGACGUAAAAGAAAUCUUUGAAUAUUAUACAGAGCGUACACCUGGUAGUUUUAUUGAAGACAAGGAUUGCUCUAUAACAUGGCAUUAUCGUAAGGCAGAUCCAAAAUACGGACCUUUCCAAGCUAGAGAAUUACAAAAUCAUGUAGAACAAAACUUUGUAGGUAAAUUACCUGUUGAAUGUGUUAUUGGGAAAAUGACAGUUGAGGUACGCCCAACAUUGGUGAACAAGGGCAUCAUCCUUAAACGUGCCAUCACUCAAAAUCCAGAUAUUGACUUUAUUUUCUGUGCUGGUGAUGAUCGUACUGAUGAAGACAUGUUUCGUAUCCUUGAAAGAAUGGAAAUGGGUGGUAUUGAGUUGAUUCAAUUUACUGUAUUUAUUGGAAAACUAGAUAGAAAUACUUUAGCUAAUUGGAAAGUCGAUACUCCAAAAGAGUUUAUUUCAAUUUUACAAGCUUUGACAAAUUAAACCCAACUUGAUGUGAAAAGGGAGGGGGACGUGUGUGGCACGAGUGAGAUAUACGAUAUGUUUAUUUCAAUAAAAUAAAAAUAAUACAUAAAACUAUGUAUAUAUGUAUACACAUAUAAAGAAACU
This is a messenger RNA of Cokeromyces recurvatus, 2718 nucleotides long. Its product is annotated as glycosyltransferase family 20-domain-containing protein. The transcript is spliced from 8 exons. Gene Ontology annotation, cellular component: cytosol; alpha,alpha-trehalose-phosphate synthase complex (UDP-forming). Gene Ontology annotation, biological process: trehalose biosynthetic process. The record is from RefSeq and is a predicted model, not a curated record. Lineage: Eukaryota; Fungi; Mucoromycota; Mucoromycetes; Mucorales; Mucoraceae. Gene Ontology annotation, molecular function: catalytic activity. The coding region runs from base 139 to 2592 and encodes 817 amino acids.